Messenger RNA from Oreochromis niloticus (Nile tilapia), 855 nucleotides. RefSeq lists its product as uncharacterized. NCBI's taxonomy places the organism in Eukaryota, Metazoa, Chordata, Actinopteri, Cichliformes, Cichlidae. The annotation marks the transcript as partial. The record is from RefSeq and is a predicted model, not a curated record. The transcript has a single exon.
AUGGCUACUUCACCUGUCCCUCCUGCACUUUCCUGCUCAUUGUGUCAGAUGUUUAGUUACUCCUCGGCCUCCUUUAGCAGUAAUGAUACCUGUAAUAAAUGUAGCAUAUUUGCAGCUCUGGAGGCCAGGAUUACUGAAUUGGAGACUCGGCUUCGCACCCUUCAUUCACCCGUAGCUAGCCAGGCCCCUGUAGCUGGUGCAGCCGAAGAUAGCGUAGGCCCCGCUAGCUGUUCCCCGGCAGACCCCAAGCAGCUGGGGAAAGAGGGCGGCUGGGUGACGGUGAGGAGGAAGCAUAGUCUUAAACUGAAGCCCCAGGUACACCACCAACCUGUUCAUGUGUCUAACCGUUUUUCCCCACUCGGCGACACACCCGCCGGGGGUCAAACUCUGGUAAUUGGUGAUUCUGUUCUCAGACAUGUGAAGCUAGAGACACCGGCAACCAUAGUCAAUUGUCUUCCAGGGGCCAGAGCAGGCGACAUUGAAGGAAAUUUAAAACUGCUGGCUAAGGGUAAACGUAAAUACAGUAAGAUCAUAAUUCAUGUUGGCAGUAAUGACACCCAGUUACGCCAAUCGGAGGUCACUAAAAUCAAUAUUGAAUCGGUGUGUAACUUUGCCAAAACAAUGUCGGACUCUGUAGUUUUCUCUGGUCCCCUCCCCAAUCAGACCAGGAGUGACAUGUUUAGCCGCAUGUUCUCCUUAAAUUGCUGGCUGUCUGAGUGGUGUCCCAGAAACGAUGUGGGCUUCAUAGAUAAUUGGCAAACCUUCUGGAGGAAACCUGGUCUUGUUAGGAGAGACGGCAUCCAUCCCACUUUGGAUGGAGCAGCUCUCAUUUCUAGAAAUAUGGACAAAUUCAUU